Messenger RNA from Heterocephalus glaber (naked mole-rat), 1673 nucleotides. RefSeq names its product G-patch domain and KOW motifs (gene Gpkow). Lineage: Eukaryota; Metazoa; Chordata; Mammalia; Rodentia; Bathyergidae. Gene Ontology annotation, biological process: mRNA splicing, via spliceosome. Gene Ontology annotation, molecular function: nucleic acid binding. Gene Ontology annotation, cellular component: spliceosomal complex. The record is from RefSeq and is a predicted model, not a curated record.
AUCAGGCAGCGCGCCAGCCUGGGAACGGGGGCAAGAUGGCGGACGCCGAAGGCCGGAUUUCGAAGGCUGUCGCCCCUUCUGCAGCCCCAAUUUCAUUCGGCUUCACUCGUACCUCAGUCCGGAGGCGGCUGGCGGAUCCGGGAGACGGAGCGGGGUCGGCCCCAGAGGAGAAGGAUUUCUUGAAGACCGUGGAAGGAAGGGAGCUCCUGAGUGUCAAGCCCCUAGAAGCUCCCAAGGAACUGGUCAUCCCGUUGAUCCAGAAUGGCUGUCGCAGGCAGCCCUUGGUCCAGACCCCUGUGCCAUCCACAGAGGCCUUGGCAGAUAGGGUGCUGUCCCAGGCCGUGAAGGAGCUCAUUGAGGAAUCCAAGAAGUCUCUGGAGGAGAGAGAGAUCUCGGGUGUUGACCCCACGCUCGCUAUCCCCAUGAUCCAGAAAGGAUGCACCCCCAGUGGGGAAGGGGCAGACAGCGAACCCCGGGCUGAGACAGUGCCAGAGGAGGCUGAUUAUGAGGCUGUCCCUGUGGAGGCCUACGGGCUGGCCAUGCUUCGGGGCAUGGGCUGGAAACCUGGCGAGGGCAUUGGCCGAACUUUCAAUCAAGUGGUGAAGCCCCGUGUAAACUCGCUGAGGCCCAAGGGGCUAGGGCUGGGUGCCAACCUGACCAAGGCCCAGGCCUCAGCCUCCAGUGGCUCCUGCUGCCCACCAAGGCCAGAUGGGGAGCAAGAGAAGGAUAAGGAAGACCAGCUGCAAGGGCUGGUUCCUGGAGGAGCUGUGGUGGUCCUUUCUGGCCCUCACCGUGGCCUCUACGGGAAGGUGGAAGGCCUUGAUCCCGACAAUGUGCGAGUCAUGGUUCGUCUAGCAGUGGGCAGUCGCAUGGUGACUGUUAGCGAGUACUGUCUGCAACCUGUGUCCCAGCAGGAGUUUGACAAGAACUUGCAUCCUGGCCAGGUGAACAGAACUUCCUCGGGGCAACACAGUGGUGCAUCUUCAUCACAAAAGGCCCUCCAGAGUGAAGACCUCCACGGCCGGCAGAAAGACUCAGGGAGGAAGCGGAAACACCCUCCAGACCGACAGGAUAGGCCUGUGGCCAAGAGUGAGAAAGCAGUCACCAGGAGUCAGCACUGGCUGCACAGGGACCUGCGCGUGCGCUUUGUGGACAAGUUGCACAAGGGCGGCCAGUAUUACAACACCAAGAUGACAAUUGAAGAUGUCCUGAGCCGAGACACGUGUGUGUGCCGGACAGAUGAAGGCCAGGUCCUGGAAGGCCUGAGGGAAGACAUGCUGGAGACCCUGGUUCCCAAGGUUGAGGGUGAUCGCGUGAUGGUGGUGCUGGGGCCACAGGCUGGAAGGGUGGGCCAUCUGCUGGGCCAGGACAGAGCCCGGAGCCAGGCUUUGGUGCAGCUGCGGAGAGAGAAUCAGUUGGUGGAGCUUCACUAUGACGCCAUCUGCCAGUACAUGGGCCCCAGUGACUCGGAUGAAGACUGACUGUGGGACACUGCCACCCUGCAGGCCCUUGCCAGUUCCAUACCACCUAAGAGAAGACAAGUGCUUAGUCCUGCAGUGCAGGACAGGGUGGAUGGAUGAAUGGAUCAGAAGGAGACUAGAACCAAAUCCAGUGUUUACUAGAAUUGAGUGUAUAAUAAAAACCGUUUGAAGUAUUCAGUAGAAGAAAAAAUG